Zootoca vivipara (common lizard) is the source of this 5526-nucleotide messenger RNA. It is a transcript of the gene VPS37C, whose product is annotated as VPS37C subunit of ESCRT-I. Gene Ontology annotation, cellular component: ESCRT I complex. NCBI's taxonomy places the organism in Eukaryota, Metazoa, Chordata, Lepidosauria, Squamata, Lacertidae. The record is from RefSeq and is a predicted model, not a curated record. Gene Ontology annotation, biological process: ubiquitin-dependent protein catabolic process via the multivesicular body sorting pathway; protein targeting to vacuole; protein targeting to membrane.
UGAGCGCACAGAGUUUCCGGAUCUCCACCGGAAGCCGGAAGUACUUCGGCGGCAAGGGAUUCCCUCUUCUGUUCUGCUUUUCACUCCCCCACCUCCGGAUCAUCGCAGAUACUGAUGCAGGAUCCUCAGAGCCAAACCUGUGAAAUGUUUUGCUUCAACAAGAGGUAGAAGAGCUACUACCAGUAUAGGAGGUAUUAAUAAGCCUCCUAAAUGAUGAUGGCAUUCAGAGACAAGACUGUGGAUGAGCUGAAGGAGCUUCAGGACAAUUCAGAGGAGAUUGAACGCUUGGCAUUGGAGUCUAAUGAGGUUCAGGAUGUCCAGUUGGAAAGGGAGAUGGCUUUGGCCACAAAUCGCAGUCUGGCAGAGCGGAACCUGAAGUUUCAGGAACCCCUCGAAACAGGGCGUGCAAACCUCUCGGACAAAUAUCACGAACUGCAGAAGCUGGUCGAACAAUGCCAGGAGCAAAAGGCAAAACUGGAGAAAUUCUCAGCAGCGAUGCAACCUGGCACCCUGUUAAAUCUUCUGGAGGUAGAAGGGCAGAAAAUCGAAGAAGAAUCUGAGAUGAUGGCUGAAAAGUUCCUGGAGGGCGAAGUGCCUCUGGAGACAUUCCUGGAGCAGUUUUCCUCCAUGAGGAAGUUGUCCCAUCUACGGCGGGUGAAAGUGGAGAAGCUUCAGGAAGUGUUGAGGAAGUCUCAGUCUUCCCAAGAGCCAGCCAGAAGCUCUGCGUUCAACCACCAGCAUCCUUCCCCGAUGCCUUCUGGGCCUGCAAACCAGCAGCCGCAGAAUAGCCUGGCUGGGGGACUGCCCUAUCCUUUACCUUACAGUCUCUCCCCUUGCAUGCCCACCGGCCCUUCAGCUCAUGGAGCUCUCCAGCCAGCUUCUUUUGCAGGAGCACCUGUUAUGGUGGGACAUGUCGCCUCCUCUCAGCCAAGUAGCCAAGCCCCAUAUCCAAAUAGAUCACCUUCUGGUCCUGGGUACCCACCUGUCUCUUCUAGCAGUUCAUUACCCCAGCCUCAGGUAGGAGACCCAUCUGCAUCCUCUGGGUACUCUUGGUCUCCCUCCAGAGCACCCCCUUCUGGACCAGGAUACCCUCAGCUUCCUGUUAGGGCUCCAUCUACAGGACCAGGAUACCCCCAGUCUCCAUUUUUUCCACCAGCGGGAAGGCCCCAGUGCCCUUAUCCUACCCAGCCUUCAGUGCCUAACUACCCCAUCCCUUCCCAGCCUCCAUAUCCCACAGGUCCAAGCCCACCGUUUGGGUAUCCACCACAUCCACCCCUGCCCCCUCAGGGCCCUUCUUGGCCAGGAUACUAGUCCCUGUUCCCAGGCAGUAUACUUUUUCAUAGCAGCCUGAUGAAUUGAUUUUUGCUAGCUGCUGAAGCCCAAGAUGAAAACUUGGGUGCAUCCUCUUGAGAGACAUACUUCCGUAAGCAUUAUAUUGAUGGCAUGUGUGGUUUGAUGCUGUAAGAGUCGGAAAGGAACGGCUGUGUGGGAUGGUUCCAUUUCCUGAGUAUCAGCAGGCAAUGACUGUUGGCAGCAUUCAGUGGCCAGCUGUACUGACUAAGCAGUCCGUCCAAGCCAUAGUAUAAAAUACAAAUCUAGGCCCAGACACUUAGCUGACGUAUACUGGCAUUGUUCCAAGUAAGCCGCUUACUGGCCGCAGCUUGGAUCUGGUCCUGUGCGUGUGUGUGUCGUUUUCUACUUUACUACAUUAGAGUAUCUAUAAUACAUAAAUAAAAUGGAUUCUGCUCACUUUAUAUUUUCCACGAAACUCAUGAUGGAGAAAUCAGGUCAGCAUUUCUGAUGUGAAGAGCAUGUUUUCCAGAAGAGGAAUGAAUGAAUGAUUUCUUCUGGCACCAAGAAAAUGUACUAUUUACUAGACAGUAGGUAGAAAGCACAGCCCAGCUAACACAAAUGGAGAAUGAAAAGCUCCCUCACCUAGCCUCAGCUGCAGUCAAGUGUCCAUCAGUCGGUCUGAGGUGGCUGUUCCCAUAGAGGUUAGCUAGUUUGCAUGUUCCUUUCCUCCAGUGUGUUUUUAUUAUGGCUUAUUUGUCUUUAUCCUCCCUUCUGAGGGUAAACAGUGGAUGUAUUAGUUGUACUAAUAAUUAGUAUGUGGAAGGUGUGAGCUAGCAGAUCUUGGAACGGUUCGUUGAACAAUAAGACAGCAAGUUUGACUUUUAUAGAAAGUCAAAUCGCUCUGUGUUUUUAUACGUGGGAAUAAUGGACAAAAUGUUAUUGUUCCUCUUUCCAUUGUUGAUUGUAGUUUGCUUCACUGAAGCAUGUAGGCCUCUUUGGCUGCCCUUUUUCUUCAGUAACCUCUUGGUGUAAGAGAGGACUUUGAUAAUGAAAGCCUCUCCCUCUUUGUUUGUUGUCCCACUUCAGCUGACAAGAAGAAACACUGGCUACCAAGUGAGGAAACCAAGGGGAUCUAAUGUAGAUCAAAAUAGCUUUGCUAAGCACUUUAUCCUUUUGCUUGCCCGUAAUUUAUUUUUUAAAAAUAGACUACUAAUAGAUAUGACCCGGUAGAAUGUGCCUGGAAUUUGAUGGAAGCAAUUCCAUAUCUGUGAUUAAUUAUGGUAAUAAAACUUGGAUGAAUUGCACAGAAGCUUAUGAUUAUGACUUUUGGAAAUGGAGUUGUGGUGAUUGAUAUCUGAUAUUGAUGCCUCUUUUUUGCUUGCUAAACAUCUUCCCUUCGACUUCUAGUUUGUGUCAAUAAGGCCUUUCACCUUUCAUCUCACAGAGUCAUAUGUUUCCUUGUCGUAUCUGAAUGUUCCUCGUGUCUGUGCCCUACUUAAGAGAUCCAUUUGUGCAUCUUUCUUCCCCAUGGACUAAUAAACUUUGCCCUUCUCAGCCUCCUUCAACACCAUGUUUCCUCUGUCUUGUCCAUUGCAAUUUCUACCAUCCAUUUGCCCUUUCCUUAUUGAUGUAUUUAGUGUUGUUCUGUUUCGGUAUACUGUAAUUAACCUCUCCUGUGGAAGGCAAUGACUUUUUAACUCUCAGCUCCCCAACUUUGAACUAUUAGCUUUAUCAUCUAUACUAGGUUAGACUCUAACCUAACACUAGAUCAGAGGUGAUAUACCUUCUUUGCUCCAAGGGGUGCAUGGGCCACAUGACAAAAGCGAGUAUAGCCACCCCAUACUCUCAUACACACUCUCGCAUGGAUGAGUGCAUGUCGACACAUACAAGACAAGUGUGAUGGGCCUUACCUUUGCCUGCAUGCACAUAGUUUUGCAUCACAAAUUAAUACAUUUUAUGUAGGAGGAGGAGAUCUUGGCAGUACUUGCAGAGAAUACAUUCUGAAAAUAGCUGUCCUAUGUGCACUAAAAUUAGGUCCUGGAGGACUGCAUGUGAAAAAUUCUGUUUGUAGAUAAAUAUGGACAGUACUCUGAAAACUGACUAUAGAAAGUAGAAUUGACCAGGGCUCUUAAGAUGGUUCUUAAAGAGUCCAAAAGCCAAAGUAAGCACAUUUCUUCCAUUUUUCUGCUUUGUAAAUAAAACUGUUUUCUUUUUCUUUUGUAAUCCCAUACAAAUCAAUGGAGUGGUUAAAUUGUCUAGGACAGAACAGGUUUUUUGUCUAGUCAAUUUCAUUCCGAAGGGAAACCACUUUUUUGUUUUUAACUGCAUUUCUAGUCUCAACUUUCUACCUUGGAACUUACAAUCGUAUGGUCUUUGCCUUUGUCUUUACAACAACCCUGUCAGGUAGGUCAGCUGGAGGUAACACAAUGAGCAUCACGGCUGAGUGCAGAUAUGAACAAAUCUCUCUCUACUAAUUCAACACACUAACCACGACACCAUGUGUGUAAUUACAUGUAUGGUAAUCUUUUAACCUACUAACAUCAUUUUUAAAAUUCCAGAAGUACCUUUAUAAAAAAAGUUCUUUGGAUCAGGAAGGGGGAGUAUUAUUAUUUAGGCACAGAGCAUGGCAACCUCCUAAAUUAUACUGAAGUUCCACAAUUAUUUAUAGGUUUUUACUGUGAGGAUCAUCGUAAGGGGUAACUGCGCACUUCACAAAGAAUUUCACUGGCAGCUUUCAAACUGCUGUCUCACUUUGCAACUGAAAACUAUGAAAUGGCUUCUGCAUCAUUUAAAUGUCUAAAAAGUCUUUGAAAUGUAUGGAAGCUUGUAUCAAUGGGUAUUGCAUUGAACGGGACGAGAGGCAACUUUGUACAAUAUGCCAACCAGCCUUUAGUCUCUGAACUGUGGCCCACCACUUAACUGUCAUUGUGCCCAGUCUCAAAUACAAAAUACAUUAAGCUCCUGCCAGUUUGCAUGUCUGGGGUGUCCCCUCCUGCUUUUAUUAUACUUCCAGAUAUUAAACAUGAAUAUACACAAUUUACAAAUUCCAGAUGCACUCACGUGCAAAACAAAGAGUUGACAUUAAAAACCCACAGCUAUACUUGCCCAAUUAUGACAAAUCUAUAAACAUAUAAUCUAGUUUAGUCAAUAAGACAUUAGCUACUAGGGUAAACUGUUGUGCUUGGAAAUAUUCUUUAAAAAGCAGUCCUAGUUUGUUCAAUAACGACAGCUUUCCCUUGUUUUGGUUUUGGUUUUAAUUCAUACUUUCCUGUCUUAACUCUGAAUGGUUACCCAGCCAAUUGCACAACAUUGUCAGAAAUCUUGCCCAGCUAGCGCUUGCGAGGGACCUUAGCAUUUUUUGAGACAGUCCUAAUUUUUGCAGUGAUCGCCAUUGAGAGAUCUAGGUACAAUCUAGCAACAUUCACCAACCUUGUGUCCUCUAGCACAGGCUGGGGCUGAUGGGAAUCGUCCUAAACAACUGCAGGGUGCAGUAUAAGGUUGGCAAAGACUGUACUACAGCUGAAGUCCAAAGGUCAUUUUUAUAGCCCCUCAAACAGAGAGAACCUAACAUAAUUCCACUAUGAGGUUUGAAUAUAGAACAACAGUGGAUGAUUUGAGGUAGAGAUCCUAAUUCCUCUCAGUGCAUUGAAAAGGAAAUCCAGUGACUUUGCUAUUCCAUCUCUAUGAAGGUAGAGAAGGUAUAUAUGGUUGCAAGGAGGAUGCUGAUGGUAUUUCACACUGAUUUGUGUGGGUGGAAAGCUUUUUCCAGUUUUGCUGACCCCAGCCUUCCCUUGUAUUGGAUUCCAUCUGUAUCUGCAGGGGAGAUCAUGAAUCCCACAAAAUUAAUAUUUCAUUUCAUUCAGUAUUUUAAGAAGUGACAAUGCAAUUACUGAAGUUUGUAGGAUUAUAUCCUACAGGUUUUGCCUGACUCACAGCUAAAGCGCCUGUCUAAACUCUCAUUGUUUGCACACACAGCAAAAAUCAGUUUUAAUUUAUGCUACAGGCCUGCCCUAUUUCUGGUGUUUUCUUUCAACCUAAGGAUCUGCAAACACGAACAAAAAACAAAUAAUCAGAGAUCAGCUUGGGCGUGAAAGUUUCUUGAAAUAGCCAUGCAUACCUUUCCGAUUUUACAGCCGUUGUGCAGAACAUAAGUCGUAAUCACUGUCAGAAGAGUUGUCUGGGGGGUUGGAGGAUCUGUUGCUUGCCCCUUCCAGAGCUGUACAAAAAGAAAAA